This is a messenger RNA of Mercurialis annua (annual mercury), 888 nucleotides long. RefSeq lists its product as uncharacterized. Gene Ontology annotation, molecular function: RNA-DNA hybrid ribonuclease activity; nucleic acid binding. Lineage: Eukaryota; Viridiplantae; Streptophyta; Magnoliopsida; Malpighiales; Euphorbiaceae. The coding region runs from base 1 to 888 and encodes 295 amino acids. The transcript has 2 exons. The record is from RefSeq and is a predicted model, not a curated record.
AUGCGUCAUCUUCUAUGGCGUAUUCUUCACGAGUCCAUUCCUAGCAAUGUUAAGCUAGCCACUAGGAUUCCUGAAUUCCCAAAGACGUGCCCGAGAUGUGGAUUGGAGGAUGAAAGCCGACUUCAUGCUUUGAAGGACUAUAAUGUGGUUAGGGGUUUGUGGUUAACUUCUCCUCUUAAUCUUCGGGUUGACAGUUUCCCAUGCAGGAAUACUACAGAGUGGUUAUCGCAGGUCUUUAGCGUCUUCAAGCAGGAGGAGCUUCAAAUUUUUUUACAGUGUCUGUGGCUUAUUUGGACGGAUCGUAAUAACCUGGUGUUUGGAAAUACAAGAAUGCCUUUUCAGACGCUCUUUCGUCAGGUUAAUACAGUGGGGAAUAACAAUUCAUCUUCGGAUAGAACUUCGAAAGCUCUUCGUCAUGCUGCGCCUUCUUCCUGGCAACGGCUUCCAGCUGAUUCCACCAAGCUCUACACGGAUGCAGCGCUCUCGAUCAGAAAUUUAUUAUCAGUCGCAAACGCAGUUUGCAGAGACCACAAUGGUAAGGUGGUUAGAUGGGGAGUAUCGGUUUUGCAUGGGAUUACAGACGUUGAGUUGGCUGAAGUAAAAGUCUUUCUGUUUGGCAUUCAAAUUGCUGCUUCUAUUUCAAGGGCCUCUUUGUUCUGUGAGUCGGAUGCUUUAUAUGUAAUCAAUAGGGUUCUUAAUCCUACAAAUGCGAUUGAUCCAAUCAAGCUCAUUAUGGAUGAUUGUUUGGUAGCAACGAAAGGGGCGGAUCUACCCACAGGCUCGGAUAGGCUCAAGCCCGUGGUGUCGCCGGAGGUUUGGAGGAACGAUUCUGAUUUUUUGAAAGUCAGCCAUGGCUGUCGGAGUGAAGAAAAACUAAAGAAGGGUUGA